Messenger RNA from Lolium perenne, 1623 nucleotides. RefSeq names its product F-box protein At1g10780. The record is from RefSeq and is a predicted model, not a curated record. Gene Ontology annotation, molecular function: protein binding. Lineage: Eukaryota; Viridiplantae; Streptophyta; Magnoliopsida; Poales; Poaceae.
ACGCGCAGCAGCCAGCCAGACAGCCCCCGACCAAUUCCCCAUCUCCGAUCUCCGAUCCACCGCACUCCGCCGAGCGCAAAAUGGAGUGCGACGGGAUGGACGCGCUCCCGGACGGCGUGGUGCAGAGCAUCCUCUCGCAGCUCAGCAACGCCCGCGACGUCGCCGCCUGCUCGGGGGUCUCCCGCUGCUGGCGCGACUGCGUGCCCUUCCUCCCCUCCCUCUACUUCCCGCGGAGCGCCUUCGACUCCGCCGCCGCGGGGGGCGCCACCGCCACCGCCGCCGACGACGCCAUCGGCCGGAUGGUCGAGGCCGCGACCCGCCUCGAGGAGCUCGUCAUCUACUGCCCCUUCUCCUCCACCCACCUCCCGCGCUGGCUCGCGCUGCGGAGCGCCUCCCUCCGCGUGCUCGAGCUCCGGGUCGACUCCGCCGCCGACAAGGCGGCCGCGUCCGACGCCGGAUCCGGCCACCUCGACUGCAUCGGGCUCGUCUCCACCCUCCAGGAGCUGCGGCUCUGGGGCCUCACCAUGACCCGGGCCCCGGCCUGGGGCCAGCUGGCGCGGCUCCGCGUGCUCGAGAUCGUCGGCGCGCACCUCGAGGACCUCGCCGUCUGCGGCGCCGUCCACGCCUGCCCCAGCCUCACCGACCUGGCCCUCCUAGGCUGCGAGUGCGCCGGCGCGGUAAACUUCACCCUCCCCCUGCUCCAGCGCUGCCGCCUCGACUUCGUCGGCUCCGGCACCUGCGCGCUCACGCUCGCCGCGCCCCACGUCGAGUCGCUCGAGGUCCAGGGGUUCAACUGGAUCGUCCUGCAGGGCGGCGACCGCCUCAAGCGCCUCACCAUCGCCAAAAACACCGGGAGCGUGUCUUCCGUGUGGAUCGAGAAGCUCCCGGUGCUGGACCACCUGUCGCUGCGCGGCGUGCAGUGGAGCUGGGGAGCCGUCAGCUACCUGCUGCAGUGCGCCGCCGAGGUCAGGCAUCUGGUCAUGAAGGUCGAGUUCUGCGGCGACUUCGACACGCUCCAGCCCUUCCCCGAGGUGGAUCUCGUUGAGUUCUUCAACACCCACCCCAAGCUCCGCAGGUUCGAGAUCCAUGGUGCCAUGUUCGCGGCGCUGUGCCAGAAGAACAGCCUCAAAAACCUGGACUCGAGGUUCUCCAUAUCUUCACUGGAGGAGGUGCUCAUCACCGUGCGCUCGCCCUUGAACGCCGAGCAGAAGCUGAUCACCCUCGAGUCCCUCGUCUGUUGCAGCCCGAGGCUGCUGAACAUGGUCAUUAGGAUCUCGCAGAUGAAGAACUGCCACGAGGCUUCAGAUGAAUUCUUCGAAGAGAUUUGCAAGUUUGCGCACGUCAAUAAGGGCAGAGUGCGGAUAGAGUAGAAGACAUGCGCUCUGCUGCGCUGCCUCUUGUGAGUUGCGACUCAACCAAUGAGACUUUGAUCGGAUGCCGUUUAUUUUGUUCAAUUCUGCUCGAUUGCUUGAGCUAUUUUGUUUGCAUUGUUAUGUCGGCUUGACCGUUUUGACAGUUAAGCACGGUUAAGUAGAUUGUUUGGUCUUGUGCUAGUUUUAUUUUUGUGCCUGGAAACUGUACUGUUCCUUGUUUCGUUGAUAAAUAAUAAACCCCUUUACUACA